Messenger RNA from Arabis nemorensis, 291 nucleotides. Lineage: Eukaryota; Viridiplantae; Streptophyta; Magnoliopsida; Brassicales; Brassicaceae. The record is from the annotation of a GenBank genome assembly.
AUGGGUCCAAAAAAUGACUACUACCCUUACUUACUACAGCCCUCUGAUACAGUCUCUUCUCGCCCCAUACCCACUUCUGAUCAGGAGAACACCACUGUCGAUACUCCAACUGCAACAAGUACUUCCUCUGCUUACAAGAUCAUUUCUUCUCCUUUAGGUACGAGUAACUCUAGAAACAACAACUCUUCUACUAUGGUCUUGUCUAAAGAGACCUCCACUUCCAAAAAUGCCUCUCCUACUACUCUCAGACAAUGCACAACAUUCGAAGGUGUUCAUCCAGCAAAGAUUUAG